This is a messenger RNA of Fopius arisanus, 761 nucleotides long. RefSeq lists its product as uncharacterized. NCBI's taxonomy places the organism in Eukaryota, Metazoa, Arthropoda, Insecta, Hymenoptera, Braconidae. The record is from RefSeq and is a predicted model, not a curated record. The transcript is spliced from 3 exons. Bases 245 to 697 code for a protein of 150 amino acids.
UGUGUCUUAAUAAUUUCGUCCGGUUGGCGGUUUAUUACUCAUUUCGGUAGGGAAGGUCAUUGUAACAAUUUAAUUCUCUUUGUAUUUUGGUUGCUUGGUAACAGCUUUGUUGUUUAUUUUUCUCGCUCUUAAUAGCUUCUGGAUGAAAAUUUUUGUAGUUUCAAAUUUUUAAAGAAAAUGUGAAGGGGUUGGAUUAAUUAGUUAAAAAUCUUUUUGGGAAUAAUUAUUUCAAGUCUGGAGGGACAUGGAGUUGGAGAACGAGAGAAAUUCCACAAGAUCGAGAUCCAAUUCUCGCUCCAGUGAUGAUUCUGCUCGUGAUUCAGUGAAAACUUCGUCGUCAGUAUCGAAUGUUACUAUAUUCAAUUCACCUGGGGCUGUCAAUAAAACCACCUGGAAGAGUGCGAAUGCCUUUUUGAAUUACGUUCAGGAUUUCCGGCAGAAUUUACGCGAGGCUAAGGAAAUCAUGCAACCGUCGAAUGUUAUUCGUCUGGCUGGACAGCAAUGGCGAGCCAUGCCGGAGGAUGAAAAAAAAGUGUACAUUGACGGUGCGUUGGCAAUUAAAAGGAGUAAAUCGAAGAAUACUACAGAGGGGAGGGUGAAUCGCAAGAGGGUGAGAGCAAAAUCGAAAACUAGGAAGCAAAAAUCUACGUCGUCGCUGCACGCUUCUGUCAAAAAGAAGGCGAGAAGGAAGAAUUAGAGAAGUAGAAAAUGGACUCUGGAUUGUAAAAAUUGCAGAAAUUGAUUGUAAUUACCGUCUGAGG